Molecule: messenger RNA, 1836 nt
Organism: Talaromyces proteolyticus
Lineage: Eukaryota; Fungi; Ascomycota; Eurotiomycetes; Eurotiales; Trichocomaceae
Product: RNA binding protein
Exons: 4
Coding region: 1-1836 (611 amino acids)
Molecular function (GO): 3'-5'-RNA exonuclease activity; RNA binding
Source: RefSeq, a predicted model, not a curated record
AUGGCAGCCGUCUCGCCCAUUCCGAAGCUGGACCGCUACAUCGUCAUCCACGUUGCCACGACUUGCGACGAACAUGGCGUCUACGUGACCAAAGACUCCGCCGAGGUAAUUGAAUUCGGCUGGAUCUUACUCGAUACCAAAACCUGUGACGAGUUGCAUCGAGAAAGCGUUCUUGUGAAGCCUGUCAACACUCCAAUUACUCCUCUCUGCACGAGCCUGACCACCCUCACAUGGGAGAACGUCCGUGGUGCAGGUACUUUCCGGGAUGCAAUCAACCGCUUCGAUGCCUUCGCUCAGGAACACCUCGUCUCGAAGAAUCUUGAAUUUUCUUUCGUGACCCUCGAUUCUUGGGAUCUCCGUGUACAAUUGCCCCGUGAGGCCCGAGACAAAGCUGUCGUCCUUCCACCCUAUCUUCAACACUCCCGGACUUUCGAUCUACGUACUGAAUACCAGAGAUGGCAAACACACCACCCAGAGUCUCUGCCUUUUGGCCCCAGCUCUCUGUCUAAUAUCUGCGCUGCCCUAGAAGUCGAACCCGUCCAAUCCUCCGCUCCAAUCAAGCAUAAUCUGCCGUUCCACCUGCAGGCUCUCGCUCCAGCCUCGCCCCGACGAGCAAUGGAAGAAGCAAUUACACUAGCUCGCGUCCUCAAGGGUCUAAUCCGCAAGUCGCAGCCCCCUCAUGAGCACCCCGAGAUUCUCACCCGCCCAAUGGAUGCCAGGGCCGAUGUGCGUGCUUUCCUUGCCGAACGAAGCAAGGUCCUUCAUAUGAGUGGACUACCCCACGAUACUACUCAGUCAGAACUGGAAAGCUGGUUUACACAAUUCGGUGGACGUCCAAUUGCAUUCUGGACCUUGCGUACCCCGGACCAACACAAGCCCACUGGCACUGGUUUUGCAGUCUUCUCAUCCCAUGAAGAGGCAGCUGAGAGUCUUUGCAUGAACGGUCGGGCACUCAAUGAGAAAGCCAUUGAGGUCUCUCCAUCUUCUAGUCGCGUUCUAGACCGAGCCGCUGAAAUUUUGACUCCAUUCCCACCAUCUAAGAACCGUCCUCGACCUGGUGACUGGACAUGCCCGUCUUGUGGAUUCUCUAACUUCCAACGCCGAACUGCAUGCUUCCGUUGCUCGUUCCCUGCCGUCGGUGCUGCCCCUGACCCUAUCAAUUACGGCUACGGAUAUGGGCCCCCGUCUAUGAUGCCUCCUAUGAACCACCACGGGGGGCAUGGCAUGGGCCACUCGCGUGCGGGAGGCAAUGGAGGAGUCGUCCCCUUCCGUGCAGGCGACUGGAAGUGCGGUUCAGAGGGCUGUGGCUACCACAAUUUCGCAAAGAACACCAACUGUUUACGUUGUGGUGCUCCGCGUUCGGGAGCUGCUGUUGUUGCCGAUUCUGCUUUCCCCUCCCCUAUGGAACCUCCAUCGGGCUUCGGCAUGGGACCAGGCUCAAUGACAAGCACUCCAGCUCCUGCCCCAUUUGCUUCAACUGGUGGUGGUUUUGGUGGUUUUGGUCAACAAUUUGGUGCUCCCCCUAGCAACUACGGGUUACCAUCAGGGCUUGGAAGUGCUCCCGGCCCAUACCCACCCAUGGGUCAGAUGAACGCAGGAUAUGGCUCAGCUAAUACAUCUCACUCUGCGGCUUCCUUUGGCAACCCGGCAACUCAGGCAGCCUUUACCGGGGCUGAUCACGGACCUCAUUCAAGUGCUUCUAAUGGCAAUCUUUAUGCUAAUGACGGUUCAAAUGAUCCAUUUGCCUUCCUUUCUUCUGGGCUUGGUGGGCUAACAGUCAAUGACGACGGACACGGUCGUCGAAAUGGUGCGAGUGCGAACAAGUCACCCGCAUGA